Molecule: messenger RNA, 885 nt
Organism: Coprinopsis cinerea okayama7#130
Lineage: Eukaryota; Fungi; Basidiomycota; Agaricomycetes; Agaricales; Psathyrellaceae
Product: dicarboxylic acid transporter
Exons: 11
Coding region: 1-885 (294 amino acids)
Biological process (GO): phosphate ion transmembrane transport; thiosulfate transport; malate transmembrane transport
Molecular function (GO): thiosulfate transmembrane transporter activity; malate transmembrane transporter activity; antiporter activity
Source: RefSeq, a predicted model, not a curated record
AUGCCUUCGGAAUAUCCGUUUUGGUUGGGAGGUGUCGCCGCCUCUAUGGCUGCCUCAUGCACACACCCGCUGGACGUAACCAAAGUCCGGAUGCAAACCCUUGCCAGGGAGGCUGGGGAGAAACGGCCUUCAACGAUUCGUGUCAUCCAGUUGUCCAUCCAGCAAUCAGGAUUCCGAGGCCUUUAUGUCGGCUUGACUGCUUCUCUAAUGAGACAAAUGUCCUAUUCCCUCGUUCGCUUGGGGUCAUAUGAAACAAUCAAAGGGUACAUGUCCAAGGAUGGCCCGCCUAGCACACUGAAAUCGCUUUUCGCGGCCACUCUCGCGGGAGGUCUAGGGGGUAUUGCUGGGAACCCCGCUGAUAUCCUGCUCGUUCGGAUGACCAGUGACAUUACCAGACCUGCGGACAAGCGAUACAACUACUCCAAUGCUUUUACUGGCCUGAUCAGCCUCGUCAGAGAAGAAGGCUUUGCCGGCCUGACUAGAGGACUGGGAGUCAACAUGUCCCGCGCCGUUUUGAUGAACGCGUCGCAAGUGGGAUCCUAUGACCUCAUCAAGACAAACCUACUCGGAAAGGUGGUCCCGGGAACCGACUACCAUCUUCGCGACAAUCUUCUGUUGCAUGUAAUCUCCAGUACCUUGGCCGGCACUGUUGCUACCACUGUCUCAUCCCCGGCUGAUGUGAUCAGGUCAAGGGUCAUGGCAUCUGCUUCCGAGCAUACCACGCCCGCCCGAGUCCUUGUAGAUUCAUUGAGGCAAGAAGGUAUUCGCUUCCUGUUCAAGGGCUGGACUCCUGCGUUCGUCCGUUUGGCACCCAACACAGUGCUUCUAUUUGUGUUUUAUGAGCAAUUGAGGAUCGCAUGGAGAACUACCUUCCAUUCCAAGUGA